Molecule: messenger RNA, 1650 nt
Organism: Eremothecium cymbalariae DBVPG#7215
Lineage: Eukaryota; Fungi; Ascomycota; Saccharomycetes; Saccharomycetales; Saccharomycetaceae
Gene: MUP3
Product: Mup3p
Exons: 1
Coding region: 1-1650 (549 amino acids)
Biological process (GO): amino acid transmembrane transport
Cellular component (GO): membrane
Molecular function (GO): L-amino acid transmembrane transporter activity
Source: RefSeq, a predicted model, not a curated record
AUGAGCAGGGAAGAGGAUGCCAAGGUACCACUGCUUAGUUCACCUCGACUAGAGAAUGGGAGUUCUUCUGAUUCUUAUGCUUAUUACGAUGCUGCUAAAACAUCUGAAGAGGUUAAUGGGGUGCCAGAUUUGGGUAAUGAAGUGCCACAAGGGAGGCACCUUGGAUUGUUCUCGAUGAUCGUGAUGUUUGUUUCCAGGACCGUUGGGUCAGGAAUUUUUGCCACUCCAAGUUCAAUGUUCAUCAAUUGCGGAGGGAAUCCUCUACUAUUCUUUAUUAUCUGGUUUAUUGCUACUUUGGCUGCAUUUUCAGGACUCUAUUUGUUUCUUGAAUUUGGCUGCCUAUUACCUAGAUCAGGGGGGGCCAAAAACUUCUUGGAAGCAGUUUAUGACAGACCAAAAUUGAUGAUGAGUGUAAGCUUAGCUGCAUUUUCAGUGCUAACCUGUUUUUCAGUCUCUGGGGCAAUCGUAUUUGGCAAAUACACGCUUUAUGCACUGGGAUUCGAUGAAGAGUACGUUAAUGUCAAGUCUAGAAUGUGUAACUACAUUGGUGCGGUAUCAGUAAUGAUUAUUGUGGUGAUUCAUGGGGUUUCUGUCAAGCAUGGGAUAAUUGUGCAGAACUUUUUGGGCGGAUUGAAGUUACUUUUGGUUGCUGUGAUGUCCAUUACAGGUAUUUAUGCAAUUUUCUUUAAUGAUCCAGAUGCAGUGAAUGGUACUGGGGGCACUACCGAUUUUUUCUCAUGGCAUUCUCAAGAUACUUCACUGAUAACCAGUUCUUCUUUAACGGCUGCAUUUAUGCAGGCAUUUUUCUGUUUCUCUGGAUGGGACGGCGUGCACGCCGUUGCUUCGGAAAUUAUGGAUCCGGUCAGGACAAUGAGAAUUGCAGGCCCACUCUCAUUACUUAUAUCAUUUGCAUGUUAUAUGCUUCUCAAUUUUGCAUAUAUUAAAGUGCUAUCGUGGGAUGAAAUAAAACAUGCAGGACCAUUAAUAGGUUCGGUUUUGUUUUCUAAGCUCUAUGGGAAGACUGUUGGGAGGCAGCUCGUAACUCUUUCUGUGGCUGUAUCAACAGCAUCGAAUUUAUUUGUGGUAAUCUAUAGCACAUCAAGGAUGAAUCAGGAAUUUUUCAGAGAAGGUUACUUACCAUUUAGUAAAAAAAUGGCAAGUAACUGGCCAUGGGGUGCUCCUUUCCCAUCUUUGUUGUGUUGUGGAGUGAUCACCUCUUUAUGGCUAAUUAUGUUGCCUCAGAGCGGCAAAGCAUAUGAUUAUUUGGUUAAUUUUGAAGGAUAUCAUAAACAAUUCUUCCUAAUGUUAAUUGCAAUCGGUCUCUUCAUUUAUAGAAGAAGGCACCCCGAUACUAGGGCGGAAAUAAGAGCAUCUCUUGUUGGCGUUGGAUUUAUUAUAUUUAUUUCUGCGUACUUAAUGGCAGGUCCAUUUUUUGGUGAUCAAUCGAUCAACAAAGUAGCAUGGUUACCCCCUUAUCAAAUUACUGCAAUUUUAACGCUUAUACUAUCGUUUAUUUUCUGGCUAUUAAAAUUCGUCAUUAUACCACGUAUUUUUGGCUAUCAAUUACAAGCUUCUCUUAUAACCCUCGAUGACGGGCUAGCUAUCAAGCAAUGGAAGCGUCAGUAUACUGACCAUACUUUAGAUCAAUAA